This is a messenger RNA of Diatraea saccharalis (sugarcane borer), 921 nucleotides long. NCBI's taxonomy places the organism in Eukaryota, Metazoa, Arthropoda, Insecta, Lepidoptera, Crambidae. The record is from the annotation of a GenBank genome assembly.
AUGGCCACACAGGUCUUAGCAGUCAACUUCCAUCCACUUGUGAAACAAUAUCUACAAAUGGCUGGACUCGGGACGACUCAACCACAAACAAUCGUCAAAAGUUUACCGGCUGCAAUCGGAAAACAACCACCUAAUCUACAAACAUUGACUGCUUUAGCUAAUAUGUUAACAUCUUAUCCAGGAAACGUCAACGGAAGAACGUUAACACCAUCCAACAUUUUAACAUCACUAACUUCUGAUGCUUAUUUAAGUAAAUAUCCAAAUCCUAGUGAUUUUCCACCUGUGUCAUUCUUAGAAUCUUUAUAUGGAACAACUGCCAGUUCUCAGUCUUCAGAUGCAUCGUUAGUAAACAGUUUAGUUUUAGCUUUAUUGAUAUUAAGCAACUUAUUAAACUUACCCCCAGAAUCUUCUCCUGAAGCAAAUGUCACAGCUUAUCCUCUAUAUGAAAAAUCUGAACCUAUUAAACCAAUUUCAGUAUCAUACGCGCACCCUCCAAGUCAAGCAGUUGUAACUUCAUUGCCGAACCAAUCUCAAUCUUCAUCUCAAAGUAAUACAGCUUCAUCUCAUAAUGCAUACUAUAGUUACGAGCAAAAUCAUGCGAAACAAAAUUAUGAAUCUCAGAGCUAUGCCGUACCAGCAAAUUACGAUGCCCAGAGUAAUGCGAUGCCAAAUUCAAACUUCCUUGGGUCUUCAUCGUUUCUUGAUUUUAAUCCUUUGAUGAGUUCUGUUCCUGUACCUUCGUCUGGUCAUAGAAAUGGUUUAUCAUUAAUGUCUCCUUACGAAGCGUUAAGCCCGAGUUCUCCUUUCUCAGAUUCUAUCCUUUCAUCACCAUAUGGUAUGUCAAUGAAUUCGAAACUUCAAUCACCAUAUUCCAUGCUGUCUGAAACUAAGGACGUGUUGAAUUUUAGCGAUUUCUUUUGA